UCAAUUCAUUCCUGUCCGCAGCAGACAACAAUUGAGAUUGUAAGAUGGCGGCGUUUGUCGGAUUCUCGCGCGUGCUGACCGGAGUCGCGAAUAAUUGUAUGAAAAGGAUUGGCCCAGGGCUUUUAAACAACGUCAACUCAUCAGGUGUUAGGUUAUGGCAAACUCCGGCGGCUGCGUUACGCUUGAAAGCCUUGUACAAUCCUAAAAGAGCCGUUCCGUCGCAUCAAGAAGAAGUAAAAGACACCACGGAAGAAGACGAGAAAAUUACACUCGAUGUUAUAGAAAAAGUCAACUCGAUGGUAUCCACUGCGUCAACAGGACGUCUGUUUGCCAUAGUCCAUGUCUGCGGCAAGCAAUUUAAGGUGACUGAAAAUGAUGUCAUUAUCAUACAGGGUCGCUGGCCUCCAAAUGUCGGGGAUAAGUUGACAUUGGAAAAAGUCCUCCUUGUUGGCAGUUCGGAUUUUACAUUAAUCGGAAGACCUCUUCUCAAUAGGGAAAGCGUAUCCAUUGAUGCAACUGUUAUUGAAAAGUCUCUUUCUCACACCAAAACUCACUUCAAGAAAAAGAGAAGGAAACAGUACAUGAGAAUCAACUUUAUCAGAACAGAGCACACAAUGUUGAGGAUAAAUUCUAUCAACAUCAAAGGGAAGUUGAACGAGAGAAAAGAAUUUGAAGGAUUGGAUAGAAUAUUCUAAGUCCAUAUUGUACCAAACUCAAAUGAAAUUAUUCAGUUUUUAACAUUGCAAAUGCAUAAAGAUACGUGUUUAGUUUCAUUUAAUAAUAAAGUACACUGUGUCCAAAAUAACAGA
This is a messenger RNA of Diprion similis, 809 nucleotides long. It is a transcript of the gene mRpL21, whose product is annotated as 39S ribosomal protein L21, mitochondrial. Gene Ontology annotation, cellular component: ribosome; mitochondrial large ribosomal subunit. The record is from RefSeq and is a predicted model, not a curated record. The transcript is spliced from 4 exons. Gene Ontology annotation, biological process: translation. Bases 45 to 695 code for a protein of 216 amino acids. Gene Ontology annotation, molecular function: RNA binding; structural constituent of ribosome. NCBI's taxonomy places the organism in Eukaryota, Metazoa, Arthropoda, Insecta, Hymenoptera, Diprionidae.